Molecule: messenger RNA, 642 nt
Organism: Pocillopora damicornis (cauliflower coral)
Lineage: Eukaryota; Metazoa; Cnidaria; Anthozoa; Scleractinia; Pocilloporidae
Product: tetratricopeptide repeat protein 9C-like
Molecular function (GO): protein binding
Source: RefSeq, a predicted model, not a curated record
ACUUGACGUAGACUCACUAUGGGCAGUCCCGCCUUUUCGAUCGGUGUAGUCUGUCGAGCGCCCCUAUCGAUUCAGCCCCUAAAUUAGCAUAUCAGCGGACGUGCAGCGAAGCAGCGGAACACGGCAUUGCCAGGUCACUCAGAAAACAUGGCGGCUGUGGAAGAAGAACUAACGGCUGGAACUUCAAGAUUGAGUACAAAGGAAAAAAUUGAGCGAGGAGUCACUCUUAAAGUGGAGGGGAACGAAUAUUUCAAGAAAAAAGACUACAGGGAUGCAAUGAAAAGUUAUCAUAAGGCAUUACUGCAUGUGAAAGGGCUUAUCGAUCGGCCGUUUGUAUUUGGACUGGACUCGGCCGGGAGAGACAUUUCUGAGGAAGACAAAGAAAAAAUUUACCAAGUUCAGUUUAGUUGCUACAACAAUUUAGCCGCUUGUUUACUCAAAGACAAUCGUUGGGAUCGGACAAUACAUUACUGCAAUGAGGCCCUAAAAAUUCAACCAUCAAAUGCCAAAGCCUUGUUUAGAAGAGGCCAAGCCUACUUCCAUCUAAAUGACCUUGAGAAAGCAGAAAGAGACUUGAAAGCUGCAGAGGAAUUGGAACCUGAAGGUAAGUUGUGCCAUUACGUCAGAGUCAAUAGUUUAUAA